AUGGACUUCUCCGUCCGCGCAGCCAACCUGGAGGACUCCAAGGACAUCGCGCGGAUGAUCAUGGAACUGGCAGAAUAUGAGAAACUGGCCGACCAUGUGAAAAUCACUCAGAAAGAUUUGGAGCGAGACGGCUUUUCCAAGAACCCGUUCUUUCAUGUGGUCAUCACUGAGGUGCCAGAACAGCACAGAACCAAAGAAGGUCACACAAAGAUCGGCUAUGCAUUUUACUAUUAUUCCUACAGUUCAUGGAAAGGCAGAUCCAUUUAUAUGCAGGACUUGUAUGUGAUGCCUGAGUUCAGAGGGAAGGGCGUUGGUAAAACACUAAUGAGCAAGGUGGCACAGCUGGCUCUGGCUGCCGGCUGCCACCAGCUUAACUUCACCGUUGCGGAUCAGAACAAACCAUCUAUGGACUUUUACCUCAGCCAGGGCUGCUUCGAUGUCACCGCUAGCCUGGGCUACCAUUACAUGUGCUGCGAGGGGAAGGCGCUAGAGCACCUGGCUCAGCCUUAACCCAAGCCCCAUGAGGUCAGCCCACACACUGCAAAGGUCUGUGCAAACAGGCUCACAGUGCAGCACUCAUUAAAGAUGGAUGCAAUACAGA
This is a messenger RNA of Archocentrus centrarchus (flier cichlid), 601 nucleotides long. Its product is annotated as diamine acetyltransferase 2-like. The record is from RefSeq and is a predicted model, not a curated record. The coding region runs from base 1 to 510 and encodes 169 amino acids. NCBI's taxonomy places the organism in Eukaryota, Metazoa, Chordata, Actinopteri, Cichliformes, Cichlidae. The transcript is spliced from 6 exons. Gene Ontology annotation, molecular function: N-acetyltransferase activity.